Molecule: messenger RNA, 561 nt
Organism: Grosmannia clavigera kw1407
Lineage: Eukaryota; Fungi; Ascomycota; Sordariomycetes; Ophiostomatales; Ophiostomataceae
Product: c2h2 finger domain containing protein
Exons: 2
Coding region: 1-561 (186 amino acids)
Molecular function (GO): nucleic acid binding; zinc ion binding
Source: RefSeq, a predicted model, not a curated record
AUGGCUCCAAGAUUCCAGACUCUCCGACCGGCGCAAACGGCGUCUGCGCGAGAGGCCAUGCGUUCGUUUUUCUGCGAUCUCUGCCAAAAGGGCUACUCUCGUAUGAACGAAUACGAAGCACACCUGUCUUCUUAUGACCACUCGCACAAGCAGCGCCUCAAGGACAUGAAAGCCAUGGUUCGCGACCCAGCUGCAGCGGACCGAGCUCGCCGUCAGGAAGCCAAGGCCACAGAUGCCGUGAUCAGUAUCAAGCUGAGUGCCGAUGGCGGGACAGUUGGAGGCAGCCUAGACGGCAGCGGCAGCGGUGGUAGCAGCACUGCGCUCGGCAACAGCGGGGCAGGUUUCAAAAAGGGAGGUUUCCGAAAAGGAGGCUUUAAAUCAGCAUUUGCUACCACGGGUGACCCAGCACCUGCUGCCGCCCAAGUGUCUCCAACAGCACAGCCUUUACCGACAGCAACGCUUGCUCCAGCUCUUGCUACAGAGGGUCCUGGCAGUCUAUUGGAAAGCGAUACGGAAGAUGAAGGCUACGAGCCAUAUGACCCGUGGAAACCAACGGACUGA